AACGAGGAAUCCAUAAGAUGGCUAGAGCAAAUUACUAUAUUACCCCAAUAACUGCUAUUCUCUCACCGGGUCGUUGCAUUUUCUGCCUCCCUCAUUUCACUGUUUGGCAAAAUAAAAUUAGGGUUGGCAGCAGUCUUACCUCUCUUCCCCUGCGUUUCCCGACUCGGUCACUGACUCGACUUUGCUCAAACUCAAUGAAUCAUAUAACGUGUGAUGCCGCGGAUGAGGCUGCCAAUUCUCAGAAAGAUGCCGGGAAAGGUGAAAAGCCGGAGGAUGUGGUGGUGCAGUAUGUAGUGUUGCGGCGAGACCUAAUUGAAACGUGGCCGCUGGGAAGCGUUGUUACUCAGGGAUGCCAUGCCUCCGUUAGUGCAAUUUGGUCUAACAAGGAAGAUCCUCACACGCUUCAGUAUUGUAGCCCUGAAAACAUCGAUUCAAUGCACAAGGUUACUCUUGAAGUGAAAGGAGAAGCACAGAUAUUGAAUUUGUCAAAGAAGCUCACCGCUGGAGGCAUUGCUCAUAAGCUGUGGAUUGAACAACCUGAAAAUAUUCCUACCUGCCUUGCAACUAAGCCUUAUCCCAAAUCUGUUGUUUCAUUGUUUUUCAAGAAGUUGAAACUCUGCAAGUGAUUUUCUUUUUUACUUGAAUCAAUUUCAACCAAAAUUUCAUCUAUUGUUGCUUUCUGAUCUUUGCUCUCUAUUGUAUUUGAUUUUUGAGGUAUUGAUUUCCAUGACUGGAUUUUUCUGCUCUUUAAGACAUCCAAAUAUAAUUUUAUUUUUGUAA
This is a messenger RNA of Manihot esculenta (cassava), 780 nucleotides long. Its product is annotated as putative peptidyl-tRNA hydrolase PTRHD1. NCBI's taxonomy places the organism in Eukaryota, Viridiplantae, Streptophyta, Magnoliopsida, Malpighiales, Euphorbiaceae. The transcript is spliced from 2 exons. Gene Ontology annotation, molecular function: peptidyl-tRNA hydrolase activity. The record is from RefSeq and is a predicted model, not a curated record. Bases 18 to 626 code for a protein of 202 amino acids.